UUGCGACCGUCGCCUAAGUCAUUAUGUGUCGUAUACUGAUUAUCGUAUCAUAGUUUUAUCUUGUUACAAUCGCAACAAGACUGUAUUUGGAUGGUAUAUUCCAACAACUUUGCACACACAGUCGCAUACGUCAAAAGUACAUGCGCACCUACCAAACAUCAAAUUCGACGAGUUUCUUUCGUUGUAGCUGUAACGUUUCUCCGUGAUCUAAGGUUAUAUUUCUCGUAAAAAAGAAAAAAGAAGAAAAAUAUAUUAAAAUAGUGUUAAAUGAUUAAAUGGAAUCUCUUCCGAAGUGAAAAGUAAUCGUGAAAGCAUUUAUGUGAAAAAAAUAUAGGAUACCAACGAGUACUCUGUUAUGACACCGAAACAGUAUUGAAUAUUUGAUAAAAGUAUUGAUACAUCGAAUGAAUUGUUCCUUUUGUACUUAAUUAACAUCGAUCAUUGAACAAGGCCUUUUCAGAGAUUACAUUUCUCAAUUUUAAGGUUUUGAACAUAACGAAGAAAGUUUUUAUUCGCCGACGUUGUACACGUGUACCUGCGUUUGUGAAAGUUGAUUAAUUUUCACGAGAGAAAAAAGCUAAAAAACGGCGGCAGAAAGAGAAAAGAUUCGUCAACAAGGUCAUUUGACUUACUUAGACCCACUGUUGAUGAAUGACAAAAGACAAAAUAUGUUAAGCCAAAGGUUAAGUAAUAGAAGGUUAUUAGUUGACCUGCUUGCAUUGAUGUUUGGACUUGGUGCAUGGAUUGGUGUAAAUGGUAUCUAUGUUCAACUGCCACUCCUUGUGAAUAAUGCCCCAGAAGAAUGGAGACUUCCAGCACAUAUGGUUAUGUUAGUACAAUUUGCCAACUUGGGACCAAUACUUUACACAUUAUAUAUAAAAUAUAGUAAAUGGGCAUGUGAUAAAUAUAUUACAUAUGUCCUGUUAGCAGCAGGAGCAAUAUCCACAUUUGUAUUAGCCUUUGUGUAUAAGAAAACUACAGUAAUAUUUGGCAAUGAGCAUUCCACUGCUUUAUUGUCACUUAUGUUUGUAACUGCUGUUGUUGGAUGUACAAGUUCAGUUCUCUUUAUGCCAUACAUGAGGAACUACAGAGAAAUUUAUUUAGUGUCCUACCUUGUAGGAGAAGGACUUAGCGGAUUUGUACCAAGUGUGGUAGCAUUGAUCCAAGGUGUUGGUGGAAAUCCAGAAUGCUUAAACAGUACUACAGAGAAGUCUACUAAUGUAGAAUUUACACCAUAUUACCCAGAACCUAGAUUUUCAAGUCAGACCUUCUUCAUUUUUAUUGGUACUAUGUUAUUCUUAUGUUAUUUGUCCUUUUUGGCACUGAACAAUUUAUCUAUUGCCAUUGGAGAGCGUGUAAAGUAUACAGGAAGAACACAAACAGUACCAACAGAUACACGAGCACCUCCCAGUUAUAAGACCAGUUCUGAUUGGACAAUGUCUAAACAAGUGUAUUCAUAUUUAUUAAUUAUGAUGGCAGUGGUUUGUCUUCUAGGUAAUGGUAUGUUACCAAGUAUUCAAUCAUAUUCUUGUUUACCAUAUGGAAAUGUUGCAUAUCAUUUGACUGUUACGUUAUCAUCAAUGGCUGGUCCAUUGGCAAUGUGCUUAGGUUUUGUUAUUAAAACGCCAAAAAUGAAUUUUCUCACUGGUCUCACAAUCAUUCUUAUAGCACUUUCUACUUUUGUUUGCUUCUUAGCUAUUAAAUCACCCACACCACCUUUACAAUUCAGUUGGGUUGGUGAAUUCCUAGUAGUUGUAUCUUGGAUAUUAAUUAAUGGUUUGAUAGGGUUUAUAAAGUUGGGUAUUACAACAUUAUUUAGACCUGAUCCAGGCAGAGGUCUGUAUUAUACAGGUGUUGCAACUCAAGUUGGAUCAUUGUUAGGAGCAAUAAUUACAUUUGUUUUAGUUAAUCAUGCAAAAUUAUUUCAUUCUUAUUCACCAUGCUCAUCAACUCUAGUAAAUUGACA
This is a messenger RNA of Eufriesea mexicana, 1966 nucleotides long. RefSeq names its product riboflavin transporter 2. The record is from RefSeq and is a predicted model, not a curated record. Gene Ontology annotation, biological process: riboflavin transport. The coding region runs from base 648 to 1964 and encodes 438 amino acids. Gene Ontology annotation, cellular component: plasma membrane. Gene Ontology annotation, molecular function: riboflavin transmembrane transporter activity. The transcript is spliced from 2 exons. NCBI's taxonomy places the organism in Eukaryota, Metazoa, Arthropoda, Insecta, Hymenoptera, Apidae.